CCAUCGACCGGAGGCGUGAAGAAGCCACAUCGUUAUCGCCCAGGAACGGUAGCCCUGCGAGAGAUCCGUCGCUACCAAAAGUCGACGGAGUUGCUGAUCCGCAAGUUGCCGUUCCAGCGUCUCGUUCGUGAGAUUGCGCAGGAUUUCAAGACCGACCUGCGCUUCCAGAGUGCGGCCGUUGCAGCCCUCCAGGAGGCCAGCGAAGCCUACUUGGUCGGCCUCUUUGAGGAUACGAAUCUGUGCGCGAUCCACGCCAAGCGCGUCACCAUCAUGCCGAAGGACAUUCAACUGGCACGUCGCAUCCGUGGAGAGCGUGCCUAA
Molecule: messenger RNA, 321 nt
Organism: Anopheles bellator
Lineage: Eukaryota; Metazoa; Arthropoda; Insecta; Diptera; Culicidae
Product: histone H3.3A-like
Exons: 1
Cellular component (GO): nucleosome
Molecular function (GO): DNA binding; protein heterodimerization activity; structural constituent of chromatin
Source: RefSeq, a predicted model, not a curated record